UGUGAUUCGUUGCACACGUGUGGCGCGACCGUUGUGACUUUUCGACGUCGGCGACUGGUUUCGCUUCAUCUUUUGCACAUUUAUUCGAUUUGUUAUAGUUAAUGAGUAUCGAAUACCCAUAAAACAGAAGGCUUUUAUUCGUAUUUCAUUGGGGGACUCGUCGUCCCAACGCUUUACGAAGUUUUACAGUUUUUUUGUUGAGGACACAGGAUGUCGAUCAAGAGAUCUGAGAUGCCUGUUAAAAUCAGUGAGCCCGAUCCAGAGUCGAAAUUUAUUGAAGACAGACUUCAUUGGGCAAUUCUUCGAGGAAAGACAGUCACUGUUAGCAAAUUGCUUGACUCUGGUGUUCCUGUCGAGUUGGCUAAUCAAUAUGGACAAACUCCUUUAUUCUGUGCAUCCUUCCAAGGGCAUUACGAUAUAGUGAAACUUUUGCUGAAGCUUGGUGCUGAUCCCAACAGGCGGUGUACAAUUCUGUGCUUCACUCCAGUGCAUGCUGCGUGCUGGAGUGGGAACACUAAUCUGCUCACUUCCUUAUUGAUUGCAGGAGGGGAUCUUCGACUGCACGAUCAAAACAACCAGUCACCUCGUGAUUGGGCUACCAUGCAGCCACAUUCUGAAAGCCAACUGGCCACUCUUUCAUUGAUAGAACGCUUCCGUGAAGCGUCGAUGAAGAACAACGAAGUGAAUGUUUUCGAUUCUGGAGUUGCGGAAUUAAACAAUCCUAGUUCUACUUCUCGGGGGCACAGUGCUACAUCGAAAUUGCCGACAAUUGUGCGAAACAAACUUGCUGCGAUAGGUUGGCUGCCUAGCAAAAGUUGCGAAUUUAUUGGACCUUUAGUCAACGUUAAAGGCACUGGUUUUGGCAAGAUCCUUUACGGGCGUGGAGAGAGCGCAGCUGCCCUUUGGCCAGUGCCAUUGAUUAACGAGUCAGAAAUAAGCGAUCCCGACGACGAAGGACCCCGAGGUAUUGCUUACAGAUCCGGUCCGACGACUGAAAUGAUAUCAAGAAGCUGGUAUCAAACUCCCGUUACUAUUCGGCGCAUGAGAGACAAUCAACCUCCUGAUCUGUUAUUGGAAGAGCUUCAAAGCAUGAGCCGGUUGAGGCAUCACGGAUUGUUGAUGUUGUUGGGAGUCUGUGCGACACAACAUUGGGAGAGCGUGCAACUUGUAUACGAACCUGUUUGUCAAGGAUCUUUACAUCAUAGACUCCACAUAAUGGGAUCUUCCAUUUCACUUAUGAAACGACUGCUUGUAUUGCAGCAGAUUUGUGAUGCCUUGCUGUUUCUUCACUCUAAGGAGUUGUUACAUUGCAGCGUUUCAUCACAUGCUGUUCAAUUAGUAUCCACUGGCCGAGCCAAGUUAGGAUGCUUGGAGACUAUGACGGAAGAUAAUGAUUUAUCAAAAAGUGAUGCUUAUCUGAAAGUCCCUUCUUCACACUGGGAAUGGAUGGCUCCUUGGCUUGCACCGGAAUGUGCCCGCGGAGAGUUUGCCACCACCCUUUCUGAUAUAUAUUCGUUUUGCUGUCUGGUCUGGGAGACGUUCUCAGAGAAAAUACCUUGGUCAGAUCUGGAUUCAAAAAAAAUAAAUCGAAUGUGGCAAAAGGAGAGUUGCAACAAUCCAAGAAUGCUUCCGCUCGGGUCGGCUAUCCCUCGUCAUAUUACGAGUUUUCUCAAACUGGGCCUUCGACCGGAAUCGAGUGAACGACGUGGAAUUGAUUUGCAGGAAAUCUAUUUGAUGCUUCGUCUUCAGUUAGCUGCAGUGUCUCACUCGCAGCGGAAAGAUGUUCAUCAAAAGUCAAGCCCUCACCCAGUUAGAAUAGAUUCUCCGACUCCCGUUCCACCAACCUGGACAUCUGAGAUCCAACCCAAACACGGAUGGAAGGCAGUCAAGAAGAGCUUUGAGAAAAGACAGGCGCCACCACCACCACCACCUCCCCUUCCACCUCCCCUUCCACCUCCUCCUCCGGGGCAGCAACAAAUUUUGGACUGCAACGCCGAAAUUAAUCAGUCAACACCUUAUAUACCAAUGCCACAACAGCGAGACGUGCAAAGUUCGAAUAAUUCACAAUGUGCCAUUAAGCCAGCUAGUCACAGUACUGAACGUCAUUCGACCAAUUGGCAGUCUAACCCAGAUGGAAACACGUCGACUUGUCAUACACCACCUAGUCAUCGGGCACAGCCUGCCAAGAUGUAUCGUGAACCGUCUGAAUUUGAAACUUGGCGCACCAAGUUGGACGAGGCUAUAAAAGAUGAUGAUGCAGCUGAAGAGUCGACGGUCGAAGUUCAUCCUUCAUCAACCUCAACGCCAAGGCAUCAGCAUGGAGUAACAUUUUUGGCUUGCAGUUCAGGUUACGACGAUAUUGGAGGGACCAAGCCUAAGCGAUCGCUCAAGUUUCUUUCCGAUGGAAACCACUCCCAUACAUCGCAGGUUCCUAGUUGUUUCACCAUGGCUAAACCCAGUCAAGAAUUUAUUGCAUCCCUGGCUGCAAUUUUCAAUAAGAAGGCUGAAAGCAACAUAAACCAUUCGGGUCUAAACCGGAAAUCGACUUCUACACGUGAAAAGUUAAAACGUGACUGAAGCUCAUGUUCAUUGAGAAAUUCAUUAUAUCGAAUAUUCACUGACUUAUUCGUAUCAUAAUCUAAAUGUUGGUCUUCUGCUUGUCUCGUCUUCAUCUUUCUUUUUCGCGACUUUUGUUUAGUUCACAGAUUCAUUUUCGUUUAUGUUCUUAAUGUUACUUGUCUAACGUUACUUGAACGUUCUAAAGCCUUUUGUCAAAAUUCUCCAACUAUUUGUAUCCGUAACGUAACUCUAAAGGAAUACAUCGCAUUUUUUUCAG
Molecule: messenger RNA, 2836 nt
Organism: Daphnia pulicaria
Lineage: Eukaryota; Metazoa; Arthropoda; Branchiopoda; Diplostraca; Daphniidae
Product: inactive serine/threonine-protein kinase TEX14-like
Exons: 8
Coding region: 211-2577 (788 amino acids)
Biological process (GO): male meiotic nuclear division; protein phosphorylation; intercellular bridge organization
Cellular component (GO): intercellular bridge; kinetochore; midbody
Molecular function (GO): protein binding; protein kinase activity; ATP binding
Source: RefSeq, a predicted model, not a curated record